Amoebophrya sp. A25 is the source of this 1658-nucleotide messenger RNA. NCBI's taxonomy places the organism in Eukaryota, Dinophyceae, Syndiniales, Amoebophryaceae. The record is from the annotation of a GenBank genome assembly.
GUGUGUCCUCAUGCCCCAGGUGCUGGCGAGCAUAUUUGCGACCGACAUGCCUCAGAGUUGGAAGGCAAACGCGUUCCGUCCUGGGUACCUGCUUUGUCCGUGAAAAAAAUUCAGACCACACUCCAGUCGAUUUUUUGGGCAGGCGUUGUCGCCGACAGAAAUAACGUUCCCGAAAUCGUCAGCCAGGACAACUCAACAACAACGACUCCGCUGAAUCCUGGCCGUGAAGACGAGGACGAUCACAAUAACAAUGGCGAGGGGGAAAAAGAUUUCGACUGGAAUCUUGAGAAGCUGGACAAGAGCCACGACCCAGCUAGCACCCCACAUGAUCAUGACCUAUCAGGAGGUAAGAAUAGAUACGAAGGAGAAGCACCAACUACAAAGCCUGAAAACGUGACCGUACGAGACAGUCCCCGAGAAAUAAAGGCGAAACUGCGAGCCCUGAAAGCCGAGUAUGAUCAGAAGAAUGUAGUGAACAAACAAGUCAUGCUAAGAGUCGCGCGUGCUAUUCAAGAAGAUGUCUGCGAUGUGACUCACGAAGCGCACAUAACGCGCUCUCUUGAGCAGCUGGAAGCUGUCUUUGAGAGAGAGUGCUGUCUUGUCACCGAGUUCGAAAUUGUCACUCCACCACCAAGACCAGAUCAAAACUCAGAGGACGAUUUGGGAGCAGAUUUCGAUGAUGUAGCAGACGGCAAGACUGCCCAAGAACGCCGCGAAGAUGAGCAACAACGAGGACACCGGAGGAUCUUCUCUCAAUUCGCGGACGGAAGUUAUGGGGCUUUGACUAGUGCGCGCGAACCUGUGCUAGCAGGAAGAGUACCGAACACGGAAAAAGUACGAUUGAAUAAUGGAGAGGAGGUAAGUAGACCAAAAGUUUGUCAUUGCGUCCGCGUUGAUCCGGAAAAUUACCGUGCUGCUGCUAUCAUGGCCCUGAAACAACAGAGGCUAGAAAAUAGAGAUGCUUCUACCCCUGACAAGAAACGAAAAAGUAGCAGUGCUGAGUCAGAGUCGGAUCUUCUUCUGACUCCUCGCAGCGUGACGCCAGCAGCUGCGAAGCCGCUCAAUGAGAAAGACCUUUCAGCGCUAGUCGAGUCGCCACCGUGGAUGGCUUAUGCCUCCUCACCGAUCUCGGAGAAUGCUAAUACUUUUUACCCGGGGGGGCCCGGAAACGGAAUCCGAAAGCGUGGAGACAAACUUGAAACAGAGGCAAAGAAACGUCGCUCACCUGAGGCGUCUCGCUCCGAAGCACUCAUUCGUGAUGUAUUCGAUUCUUCUCAGGGCCAAGCCGUGGCCACCCUCGCCGCUUCCACAGCACCCACCGCCUUGCAGCUAGCGAACGUGGAGUACUACACUCAGUCGACGAAAGGUCGUAAAGAGGAGGCUAGCAGUGCUACAGAAGAUGACGGGAAUCGUCAACGUGAUGUUGAUCGACGAGAUGCAAGUAAACCGAUCGAGUUGGCGCCCAUAGGCAUAGACAUGGAGCUUGACCAAGUCACAGUUUUACUAUACAGCGACCCGAUGCGCUAUCAAUUCGCCACGGUCGCUCGAGCAGCGGAUAUCCUCGAAGCGAGCCCUUUUUGGAGUCAAACCCCCUCGCGGCGCGCUCUGGUGGCAAGCUUGCGUCGUGUAUACAAAAAAUCGCAAUGGAUGCUGUUCCA